AUGACUCUGACUCUCCUUGAGCUAGAUCCUGAUGGCAAUGACAUAUCCAACACCGACACCGACAAUUAUGUCAUCAACCAAGGCAACUUCUUCGCCGGCACAAAGACCGCUUCUCUAACUAUCAAGCCAACUGUGUUGCAGACUCUUGAAACAACCUCAGUUUAUUUGUGUAAAGUAAAGUCCGGAUUUUAUCCCGACUUUUCUCCCGAUGUUGUAAACGAAAUGACUCUUACUCUGCUGGAACUAGCUGUUUCACCCAUCAACAAAGAAGUGGAGAAAGGAACUGAUGUAACAAUAUCAUGCGUCAUCACUGGUAUCACUCAACAAUUGGAUGCUGUUGUUUGGAGAAAAGAUGGAACCGAUGUUACAUCUUUGCCAGGAAGCAACUACGUUGUAUCUGCAGGAACUUACGGUUCCAACUCUCAAACUACAACACUUACUGUAAAAGCUGCUGCUAAUACAGCUGAUUCAGCAUACACUUGUGCUAUCACAUCUAAUGAAUAUCAAGAAAUCAAUAAAGAAACCUCGGUGGUACUAGAUGUGUUUGUUAUCUUCUUGGACGAUAGAUCAGUUUCCACGGCAACAGAUCAAACCCUCUCCUGUCUGAUAUCCGAACUAUCCCAAAACACUCCCGUUACCUGGAUCGACCCCAACGGUAACGAGAUAUCUGAAUCUGAUACUGUCAACUAUGUUGUGGAUCAGGGGACUUAUAUCUUCGGAAAGGUUCGCCCUGUUAGCAAAGAAGUCGAAUCUGGAACUGAUGUCACCAUCUCUUGUGUAAUUUCUGGUAUCACCCAACAACUUGACGCUGUUGUCUGGAGGAAAAGUGGAACCGAUGUUACGACCUUGUCAGGAAGCAACUAUGCAGUAUCUGCAGGAACUUACGGUUCCAACUCUCAAACUACAACACUUGCAGUAAAAGCUGUUGCUAAUACCGCUGACACAACCUACACUUGUGCUAUUGCAUCUGACGAAUGGCUUGUGUCAAAUCAGCAGACGGACGUUGCACUUGAUGUCUUCUCUGUUGUAUUGGAGGACAGAGCCGUUUCAACUGCUACAGAUCAGCUACUGACCUGCACUAUCAGUGGUUUAGCGCAGAACUCACCUGUAACUUGGAUUGGACCUGACGACAACGAAAUAUCAGACUCUGACACCAACAACUAUGUUGUUGAUCAAGGCACUUAUAUCUUUGGAAGCAAGGCGUCAACAUUGACCAUCAAGACAGCAAAGUUUGCUUCUCUACCUUCAGGAGAUGUGUUCAAAUGUAAACUGAAGUCUGCUCUCUAUCCUACUGACUCCCCGGAGGUGGUGAAUGAGAUGACUCUGACUUUACUGACUUUAGAUGUAAAACCAACAAACAAGGAGGUUGAAACGAGAACAGACGCAACUAUUUCGUGUGUUAUCACCGGUAUCACUCGACAACUUGAUGCUGUUGUUUGGAGAAAGGAUGGAACCGAUGUUACAUCUUUGUCAGGAAGCAACUAUGUUGUAUCUGCAGGGACUUACGGUUCCAACUCUCAAACUACAACACUUACUGUAAAAGCUGCUGCUAAUAUAGCUGACUCAACCUACACUUGUGCUAUCACAUCUGAUGAGUGGCUACUGGCUAAUAAAGACACCACUAUAUCAUUGGAAGUUUUCUCGGUAUCCUUCGAAGAGAACAGGUCCAUCACAACUGCCACAGCUCAAACACUCACAUGUGGGAUCAGUGGGCUAGCAGCAGUAACUGGUGUCACUUGGAUCGGUCCCGACAAUAAUGAAAUAUCAGACUCUGACACCAACAACUAUGUUAUUGAUCAGGGAACAUUCGUUUUUGGAAGCAAAGCUUCAACACUCACCAUCAAGACUGCAAAGCUUGCUUUCAUAUCAUCUGGAGAUGUGUUCAAAUGUAAACUAAAAUCUUCUUUAUAUCCAAAUGACUCCCCAGAUGUUGUGAAAGAAAUGGUUCUCACUCUGCUGACUUUAGAUGUUCAAUCAAUUGAUAAAGAAGUAGAAUCUGGAACUGAUGUCACCAUCUCUUGUGUAAUUUCCGGUAUCACCCAACAACUUGAUGCAGUUGUCUGGAGGAAGGAUGGCAGCGAUGUAACGACUCUGCCAGGAAGCAACUAUGUUGUCUCUGCAGGAACUUACGAUUCCACUUCCAUCUCGCAGACCACCACACUCACUGUAAAGGCUGCUGCUAAUACAGCUGAUUCUACCUAUACCUGUUUCAUUACAUCUAACGAGUGGCUUCAGACCAACAAGCAGACCAAUGUGGUCCUAGGAGUGUUCUUUGUUUUAUUCGACGAUGUUGCGGCACCACUGGCUACGGAACAAGUUUUGACUUGCACUAUUGGUGGGCUAUAUCAAGAUACACCAGUUUCUUGGAUAGGACCCGAUGACAGUGAAAUAUUGGUAUCUGAUACUACACGUUACGUUAUUGAUCAAGGAACCUACGUAUUCGGUAGCAAAGCCUCGACAUUGACUAUUAAACAAAGUGUCAUAUCCACACUAUCUGUAACUUCAGAGUAUAAAUGUAAAAUCAAGUCUGCUCGCUAUCCUACUUAUUCACCCGAUGUGAUAAAGGAGAUGACUCUCACUUUGCUACAACUAGUUAUUGAGCCUACGAACAAGGAAGUCGAGACUAGAACAGAUGCGACUGUUUCCUGUAUAGUUACUGGAAUAACCCAACAACUGGACGCUGUUGUUUGGAGGAAAGAUGGAACUGAUGUUACGACCUUGCCAGGAAGCAAUUAUGGUGUAUCAGCAGGGUCUUACGGUUCUAACUCUCAAACUACAACACUUACUGUAAAAGCUGCUGCUAAUACCGCUGAUUCUUCGUACAUUUGCGCUAUCACCUCCACAGAAUAUCUGGUUAAUAAUAGGGAGACAGCAGUGGCAUUGGAUGUGUUCGGUGUCGUGUUUGAGGACAAGUUCGUUUCGGCUGCAAUCGAUCAGACUCUGGACUGCACAAUUAGUGGUUUAUCUCAAGAUACUCCUGUUAUUUGGGUAGACCCUGACAACAACGAUGUUUCGGACUCUGACACAAACAACUAUGUGAUUGAGCAGGGAACUUUUGUCUUUGGAAGCAAAGCCUCAACACUAACCAUCAAACAAACAAAGUUAGCGACACUCGCUACUGGAUCUGUGUACAAAUGUACAUUGAAGUCUUCUCUUUAUCCAACCUAUUCUCCUGAUGUGGUGAAGGAGUCGACUCUUACCUUCUUGGGUCUAAACAUUCAACCAACUAACAAGGAAAUCGAAACCGGAACUGAGACAACAAUAUCUUGUAUCGUUACCGGAAUAACCAGGAAACUUGACGCUGUUGUUUGGAGGAAAGAGGGUACCGAUGUUACAACUUUGUCAGGAAGCAACUAUGUUGUAUCUGCAGGGACUUAUGGUUCUAACUCUCAGACUACCACUCUAAACGUAAAAGCUGCUGUUAAUACAGCUGCCUCUACCUACACUUGUGCCAUUACUUCUAACGAACAUCAGGAGACGGACAAAGAGACGAAAGUUGUGCUUAAUGUGUACUCGGUUGUAUUCGACAACAAAUCCAUCACAACAGCCACUGAUAAGUUCUUAACAUGUACUGUCAGCGGACUAUCACAGAACACACCCGUCACGUGGAUAGAUCCUGAAAACAACGAGAUACCAGACUCGGACACAAAUGAUUAUGUCAUUGACCAAGGAACUUAUGUGUUCGGUAGCAAAGCGUCAACCCUGACCAUUAAAACUGAUAAAAUCAACUCUUUGUCAUCUGGAGAUACGUUCAAAUGUAAAUUGAGGUCUGCCCAGUUCUCAACAUACUCACCAGAUGUCGUUAAGGAGAUGAUCCUAACCUUGUUGACUUUAGACGUUGAAGCUACAAACAAGGAGGUGGAAGUGGGUACAGAUGAAACUAUUUCCUGUGUUAUCACUGGCAUUACCAAACAACUGGACUCGGUCGUUUGGAGAAAGGACGGCACCGAUGUAACGACUUUGUCAGGAAGCAACUAUGUUGUUUCCGCAGGGACGUACGGUUCCAACUCUCAAACUACAGAGCUAACUGUAAAGGCUGCUGCUAAUACAGCUGACUCAACCUACACUUGUGCUUUCACAUCCGACGAAUGGCUACAGACAAACAAGGAAACUAAUGUCAUUCUAAACACAUACUCUGUCAUCGUUAAAGACGUAACAGAUGGUGUUAAAACAGACCAGACUCUGACAUGCACGGUAUCUGGAUUAUCACAAAACACACCGGUAUUCUGGGUAGAUCCUGAUAAUAAUCAAGUAGACAACUUUGAUACUGAAAACUACGUCAUCGAUCAAGGAACGUACGUGCUCGGAAACAAGGUCGCGACUCUGACCAUCAAAGAAGCUAAAGUUGUGACACUAGGCUCCAGCUCUGUGUUCAGAUGCAGACUAAAGUCGGCUAUUUUCCCUACGUACUCACCAGAUGUUGUUAAGGAGAUCAGCUUCAGCUUUUUGGGCUUAGUUAUCCAGCCAACAAACAUUGAAGUUGAGCAAGGCACAGAUGCUACAAUAUCUUGUAUUGCUUCUGGAAUCAGUCAAGGGUUGGAUAAGGUUGUUUGGACGAAAUCUGGCACCGACGUAACGACUUUAUCAGGAAGCAACUAUGUUGUAUCAACGGGGACUUACGGAUCCAACUCUCAAACUACAACACUUACUGUAAAGGCUGCUGCUAAUACAGCUGACUCAAUAUUUACAUGUGUUAUCACUUCAAACGAGCACCAGGAGACUAAUAAAGAGACUGCUGUUAGUCUCGAUGUCUUUUCUGUUGUGUUCGAGGACAGGACAACGGCUGUUGGGGCUGCAACAACCAUCACGUGCACCGUUAUUGGACUAUCUGAAAACACUCCUGUUACUUGGAUUGAUCCAUCUAACAAUGAGAUAUCCGGGACAGACACCAGCAACUAUUUUAUAGAUCAAGGACAUUUAUAUUCGGUAGCAAAGCAUCCACUCUCAAGAUAUUUGAAUCCAAGUUACAGAAUCUGCCCUCAUCAUCGAUCUUCAAGUGUAAACUGAAAUCUGCACGUUAUCCAACGCACUCACCUGAUGUGGUGAAGGAAAUGACUCUUACCGCCUUUGGUCUAAGUGUACAAGCGGUUAACAAGGAAGUCCUGACUGCAACUGAUGCAACCAUUUCUUGUGUUAUUUCUGGAAUUACUCAAAAACUGGACGCUGUUGCUUGGAGAAAAGAUGGAAUCGAUGUUACAACAUUCUCCGGAAGCAACUUUGUUGUAUCUGCAGGAACUUACGGUUCCAACUCUCAAACUACAACACUUACUGUAAAAGCUGCUGCUAAUACUGCUGACUCCACCUACACUUGUGCUAUCACAUCUGAUGAGCAUCAGGAGACAGACAAGGCAACUUUGGUGACAUUGAAAGUGUUCUCUGUUGUUUUCGAGGACAAGGCAGUCAUUACCGCAACCGACCAAACUCUGGUAUGUACAAUUAGUGGAUUGUCACAGUACACUCCUGUUACUUGGAUCGGACCAGACAACAACGAGAUAUCAGACUCUGACACCAACAACUAUGUCAUUGAUCAAGGCAACUAUAUUUUUGAGAGUGUAGCGACAACCCUGACCAUCAAGACCGCCAAGUUUGCUUCCCUAAAAUCAGGAGAUGUGUUCAAAUGUAAACUGAAGUCUGCUCGUUAUCCUUCUGACUCCCCGGAGGUGGUGAAGGAGAUGACUUUGACCUUACUGUCUCUAGAUAUUGAACCUACCAACAAAGAAGUGGAAAGUGGUACAGAUGCUACAGUUUCAUGUGUUAUUUCUGGUAUCACCCGACAACUUGACGCUGUUAUUUGGAGGAAGGAUGGUACUGAUGUUACAACUAUUACAACUGGAAGCAACUACUUUGUAUCGCCAGGAACUUACGGUUUCAAUUCUCAAACUACAACACUUGUUGUAAAGGCUGCUGCUAACACAGCUGACUCAACCUACACUUGUGAUAUCACAUCAGACGAGUGGCUUGUAACCUCUCGGCAGACAAAUGUGGUCUUAAAUGUUUUCGCUGUUGAACUUGUAGACAGAUCUGUGGCAACUGGAGUUGACCAAUCUCUAACAUGCACUAUUAGUGGAUUGUCACAGGACACCCCUGUUACUUGGAUAGAUCCUGAUAACAAUGAAAUAUCCAAUUCUGACACCAACAACUAUGUGAUUGAUCAGGGAACCUAUGUAUUUGGAAGCAAAUCUUCGACUCUUACCAUCAAGCAAUCCCAAUUACAAAGUCUGCCAUCAUCAUCAAUUUUCAAGUGUAAACUGACAUCCGCUCGUUAUCCAACGUACUCACCUGAUGUGUUGAAGGAAAUGACUCUUACACUCAUCGGCCUAAGUGUGCAACCGGUAAACAAAGAAGUCCUUACUACAACGGAUGCAACUAUUUCUUGUGUUAUUUCUGGAAUCACCCAAAAACUGGAUGCAGUUGUCUGGAGGAAGGAUGGUACCGAUGUUAUGACCUUGUCUGGAAGCAACUAUGUUGUAUCUGCAGGAACUUACGGUUCCAACUCUCAAACUACAACACUUAGUGUUAAAGCUGCUGCUAAUACAGCUGACUCAACAUACACUUGCGUCAUAACAUCAAAUGAGCACCAGGAGAUAAAUAAACCGACUACCGUCAGGCUUAAUGUCUUUU
Messenger RNA from Bolinopsis microptera, 6621 nucleotides. RefSeq lists its product as uncharacterized. Gene Ontology annotation, cellular component: extracellular exosome; blood microparticle; immunoglobulin complex, circulating. The transcript has 23 exons. The record is from RefSeq and is a predicted model, not a curated record. NCBI's taxonomy places the organism in Eukaryota, Metazoa, Ctenophora, Tentaculata, Lobata, Bolinopsidae. Gene Ontology annotation, biological process: complement activation, classical pathway; antibacterial humoral response. The coding region runs from base 1 to 5007 and encodes 1668 amino acids. Gene Ontology annotation, molecular function: antigen binding; immunoglobulin receptor binding.